Messenger RNA from Ostreobium quekettii, 1311 nucleotides. The record is from the annotation of a GenBank genome assembly. Lineage: Eukaryota; Viridiplantae; Chlorophyta; Ulvophyceae; Bryopsidales; Ostreobiaceae.
AUGUUUGUGCCCAGGGUGCCCACGGUGGUGUCUCUGGGCCAGCUGGACGACGACAGCGCCGCGAUUGACAGCGGGCCGCUGUCGCCGGACGCGCCUGUGGCGCAGUGCGCCCACGUGCGCCUGCCCAAGGUUUCGUUCGCAUUCCAAGAGGGGCGCCAUUGCCAGCGUGUGAGGUCGUUCGGCGAGCUCCGGGAUCUUGAGGACUGGGAGAAGCGCAGGCCAGACAUCACGGACGUCCUGCAACCCCCGACGGUAUCCAGUGACGAUGAUCUGUCCGCGGCGCCGGUGGAUCUCCCUGAGGCCUUCGCACCAGCCGACGAGCCCAAGAGCCUGAUGGAGGAGACGCUACUGGGCCUGUGGGAGAUGUGCGCGGAGAGCGGGCUGUUUCGUUACGACGUGACGGCAUGCGAGACGAAGCCUGUGCCGGGGCUGUACGGCUUCGUCGCCCAGCUGAACGAGGGCAGGGCCACGAAGAAGAGGCCAACGGAGUUCCGCGUCGACCAGGUCGUCCAGCCAUUCGAUGAACAGAAGUUCAACUUCCUGAAGGCACGUGUGAAGGAAGUGCUGUUUCAGUUCGAUGCCGAAGCCAGCGGUGAGACGAUCUUUGAGGAAGACUCUGCCACGGGUGCCAACCCUGGCCUUGUGCUCAUCAACAUUAGCCCCAUCGAGUAUGGCCACGUCUUGCUGGUCCCACGAGUGAUGGAUCGCCUGCCACAGCUGAUCACAGAGGACUCGAUGCUCCUGGCGCUCCAGUUUGCUGCAGCAGCUGAGAAUCCAUACUUCAGGGUCGGCUACAACUCGCUGGGAGCAUACGCAACGAUCAACCAUCUGCAUUUCCAGGCCUAUUUCCUAUUGGCUCCAUACCCAGUCGAGAGAGCCCCGACCAUGCCUUUGGAGCCAGCCAACUCGAAGCACCCUGGUGUGAAAGUGGCGCAGCUUUCUGAAUAUCCUGUCAAAGGCUUUGUCUUUGAAAUGUCCUCGGACUUGCAAGAGAUGGCAGGCGUGCUUGCACGUGCAUGCACAUACAUGCAGAGGGCCAAUAUUCCACACAACUUGCUGAUUUGUGACUCUGGGGCAAGAGUGUUCCUGUGGCCUCAGUGCUAUGCGGAGAAGCAGGCCAAGGGAGUUGUCGCCGAAGACAUCCUCUCAACUGGGGUGGACCCUGCUGCCUUCGAAAUUGCUGGCCACGUGGUGCUGAAGAACAGGGACGACUAUGACAACAUGACCGAAGCAAGGGCUUGGAGGAUGCUCUCGGAGGUGUCUGUGGCUGAAGAGCGCUUUCAGGAAAUCGCGAGGCAAUGUCUCGAGUGA